AUGGCCUCUACACGAGAGCGCCGUGUUGCCAAAGAGCUUGCCGACAUCUUUGCCGACAAGGAUAACUCGGGCGUCCUGGCCCAGCCCGUCGACCCCGCCGAUGUCACCCAUCUCAAAGGCACCUUCCCCGGCCCUCCAGACUCACCCUACUCCGGCGGUACUUUUCAGGUCGAUAUUGUGAUUCCCGACAUGUACCCCUUCAAGUCUCCCAUUAUGAAGUUCGACACCAAGAUUUGGCAUCCUAAUGUCAGCAGUGUGACUGGCGCCAUCUGUCUCGACACCCUGGGCAGUGGCUGGUCCCCGGUCGGCACUAUCAAGAUGGCCCUCAUCUCCCUCCGAAUGCUCCUCGAGUCCCCCAACCCCAAAGACCCGCAAGACGCUGAGGUCGCCAAGAUGCUGAUGGAGGACCCCGAUGCAUUUGCCUACAAGGCACACGAGUGGGCCGUCAAGUACGCAGGGGCACCGAUGAGGGAAAUGGCCUUUAGCGGCAAUUACGAGAAGAAGAAGAAAGCCGAGGUCAAGAGGGACGAUCCAAGCAGGUACCAGGGCUACAACAAGGAUCUCGUCGACCGAUUUGUCGUCAUGGGCUUCGACGUCGAGGCCGUCGUUGACGCCUUCAACUUUGUCGGCAUCGACCGAAACGGCGGCGAGGACUACGAACUGGAGGAGGCCUACAUGGGCGAUAUCACCGCUCGACUGCUCGGGGAACAGUAG
Messenger RNA from Phialemonium atrogriseum, 714 nucleotides. Its product is annotated as UBC-like protein. Gene Ontology annotation, molecular function: protein binding. The transcript is spliced from 3 exons. NCBI's taxonomy places the organism in Eukaryota, Fungi, Ascomycota, Sordariomycetes, Cephalothecales, Cephalothecaceae. The coding region runs from base 1 to 714 and encodes 237 amino acids. The record is from RefSeq and is a predicted model, not a curated record.